Argentina anserina (silverweed cinquefoil) is the source of this 1072-nucleotide messenger RNA. RefSeq lists its product as uncharacterized. The coding region runs from base 495 to 887 and encodes 130 amino acids. Lineage: Eukaryota; Viridiplantae; Streptophyta; Magnoliopsida; Rosales; Rosaceae. The record is from RefSeq and is a predicted model, not a curated record. The transcript has a single exon.
CACGGCGUCACGCGUCAACAGCCAAAGGCCAGCAGUUUGAGAUCGAAGGAGCCUUCUCUCCUCAUUCGGCAGUCACAAUCCAAAUAUCUAAUAUCCCUACCACCACCAAUACAUUAUUCUUCCAACGGCUAUUUUGCCAGCAACAAGGCCAUGAGCUUCACCCAACUACAUAAUACACGCACACAACUACAAAAUUUAUCUUUUCUUAUUACACAAUAAACUCUCUCUCUCUCUCUCUAGCCGUUGGCUGGCCUAUUUAUUCAAUCCUACUCCAUCAUCAGGCUCUUCUCUCAUAAAUUCCUUGCCUUUCACUCCCAAAUCAUCAACUACAUCUCAUCUUAAUACACACACAUCUCUCGCAAACCCAAAGAACCAUCCUCAAUACACAACCAUAUCGCUGCUAUAUAUAUAUCGAUACCCACUACACACAUACUCUCAUCUGGCUCAUAUAUACUUCCUUUGCUUUCUUGCACCAUUUCAUUUCUGUCAUUUCCAUGGCCUGCUGCUUACCCCUGCAGAUUUCCAUGGUCCGAAAGAGGUGCAUGGGGUCGCGGCUAGGCUACAGGCCCUUAACUGAAGAGGGGUUCGGCGAGAGGGAGAGUCCGGUGACGGUGGUGGUCGGGAAGGAGAAGAGGGAGUUCCUGGUCGAUCCUUUUGUGCUGGAAGAGAGCCCUUUUCGGGUUUUGAUCGAGACGAUGAACAAGAACAGCGAGGUGGCGAACUUUAGUGAUCGUCGACCGGUAGUCUAUGGCAAGGAGAGGGUGGUUUUUGUGGAUGUCGAUGCUAUUUUGUUUGAGCAUAUGUUGUGGUUGUUGUAUAAUGAUUGCUCUUCCUUGUUUAAGCUCAAUCUCAAAGAGAUUAUCGACUUCUAUACUCAAGAUUAUUAAAGAGAGAUAGAGGAAGAGACAGAGACCAGAGGUAGCCACAUGAAAUUGAGGUACCCUGCUCACUCUAAUGCGAGCCCAUCAGCCAUAGCUGUAGUUCUUGCUGUAAAGGAAAUAAUUCACAUGAAGAUACAUAUAUUUAUACAUGUCACAUAAUAAAUUAUUGUCUCUUAAUCUUUUAUCUAUAA